CUCCCUUCUUUCAAAAUUGGGCGUGUAGUUCAACGUAAAUGCAAAGACAGAAUUUUAAUUUGUACUCUUUGGAUAUUUGACAACGCGUCGUUCUUCUUACGUACGCGCGCACGUCAACAAAUACCGUCCUCGUUGAAGUUGAGAAAAUAGUCUGUCCUGCAUGGUCAGUGUUCUGCGCAGAGAUGGCGCUGGAGGAAGCGGCACGGAGCUGUCUGCUGCGCUUUCGCCACAGACUGGAGCAAGACAUCAAGCCCUCGUACCUGAUGGAUCACAUGAUCAGUGACGGAGUGAUAAGUGUUGAGGAGGAGGAGAAGAUUAGGACUCAGCCCACCAGAAAGGAUCAGGCUGUUGCUUUGCUAGAGCUGCUCCUUAAGAAAGACAACCAUGCUUACAUCUCCUUCUACAACUCCCUGGUCAAGGAGGCAUAUGACGACCUGGCCAAUAUGCUGUAUGACGACCUGCCGCAGAUCUCUCCUAAUGCAAAUAAGAACUCCUCUGAUGACUGCACAUCUUAUGUUCAGAUGGUGCUAAGUGAAGGUGGUAUACCACAGAGGCCUGUGGUGUUUGUCAGCCGUCCGGAGCUUUUGAACCGGGUCAGAGAGAAACUCUACAGGCUGAAGAAUGAGCCUGGCUGGAUCACUGUCUUUGGGAUGGCUGGCUCAGGCAAAUCUGUCCUGGCUGCAGAGGCUGUGCGACACCAUGGCGUCAUCGAAGACUGCUUUACUGGGGGUAUUCACUGGUUGUCCAUCGGCCAGUUGGAAAAACCAGACCUGCUGGUGAAGAUCCAGUCAUUGUGUUUCCGUCUGGAGCAGAACCUGGAUUCCCUCUCUCUCCACCGGCAACCCAACUCUCUGGAUGAAGCCAAGGAGCGUUUGCGCUUCCUCAUGCUGCGCAGAUAUCCAAGAUCUCUGCUGAUUCUAGAUGACAUUUGGGACAGUACAGUUCUGAAAGUGUUUGAUAUCCAAUGUCGGAUUCUUCUGACCACCAGAAAUAGAAGCCUUACUGAUUCAGUCAGUGGUGCCAAAUAUGAGGUAGAAGUGGAGAGUGGUCUGGAUGAAAACAAAGGACUGGAGAUACUGGCACUGUACACCAAAACUAAAAUCCAGGGACUUCCCGAGGAGGCUCGCAGCAUUGUCAGAGAAUGUAAAGGAUCCCCCCUGGUGGUGUCCUUGAUCGGGGCUCUGCUCAAGGAGAAACCGAACCGCUGGGACUAUUAUCUCCGCCAGCUACGGCAGAAGCAGUUUAAGCGCAUACGGAAGUCAUCGUCCUAUGACUAUGACGCCCUGGACCAGGCUAUGGCUGCAAGCAUUGAGGUCCUGCCUGAUGACCAUCGUGAGCUCUACAAGGAUCUCACUGUGCUGGAGAAGGACAUCAAAAUCCCUGCAAAGGUGCUGUCUGUUCUGUGGGACCUGGAGCCAGAGGAGGUGGAGGACAUCCUCGAGGAGUUUGUCAACAAGUCCCUGCUUUUUGUGGACAGUCACAAUAAACCCUUCCUGUAUUACCUCCACGACCUUCAGCUGGACUUCCUGGUGGAGCAGAACCGCACCCAGCUUGAGAGCCUUCACAGUAAAGUGGUACAUCAGUAUCAGCAGCACUACAAAGAUGGUCCUCCCUUCUCAGGAGAUGAAGAGUGUCUUUACUGGAUCAGAUUUUUGACGUACCACAUGGCUAACGCCAACCUCUCCCAGGAACUCUACUCCCUCAUGUUUUCUCUGGACUGGGUGAGCACCAAGGCCCAGAUUAUGGGUCCAGCCCACCUCAUCAAUGACUAUGUGGAGUAUGGACCAAUUCUGGAUAAAGAGAACAGUGAGGUGCGCAGUCAGUUCCAGGAGUUCCUCUCUCUGAACGGGCACCAGCUGGAGCAGCGUCCUUUCCCUGACGUGGUGCAGCUUGCUCUGUCUCAGCCACCCACCUCUGAAGUUUACAGACAGGCUCUGCUGCAGGCACAGAAACGAGUCAGCACUGGGAAACUCUACUUUGACUGGCUGAAUAAGAGCAGUGUAGAGAGUCUGUCCCUCCUGGUGAUCCACCCCCACCAGGGCUCCAUCUACUCUGCCUGCUUCUCCAAUGAUGGUGCCAAGAUUGCCACCUGUGGAGCCAGCAAGACACUCAAGGUGUUUAAAAGCACAUCCGGUGAGAAGCUCACAGAGAUCCAGGCCCAUGACGAUGAGGUGCUCUGCUGUGCCUUCUCCUCAGACGACAGUCUCCUUGCAACCUGCUCCAGUGACCGGAAAGUAAAGGUUUGGAAUGUGGAGCGUGCCAUGCUGCUGCGGGUCUUUGCAGAUGAGCAUGAAGAGCAGGUCAACCACUGCCAGUUUACAAACAUGAGGCGACAACUUCUCCUGGCCACCUGCUCCAACGACAAGUUCUUGAAUGUCAAGGUGUGGAACCUGAACAAGCCUUCCUCCCAGAACACCAUGUUUGGCCACUUCGAGCCAGUCAACCACUGUUGUUUCUCCCCCGAUGACAUGUAUCUGUCCACUUCUUCCAAUGAUGGCACUGUUAAGCUGUUUCAGGUGUCGUCUGCAAACGAGUGGAAGACAAUCAAUGUGAGCAGCAUGUUUACAGAGGGCGAUGAUGUCGCCCCUGUCAAGUGUAGCACCUGGACUGCAGAUGGCAAACAAAUCAUUUGUGCGGCCAGGAAUGCCGUUUUGGUGUUUGAUGUGGAGACGUCAGACAUGUUGUUGGAGAUAAGAACGAACCGUCUCAGCACCGUGCAGUACUGUCAUGCCUGUCCCACCAAUAAGCUGCUUGCCAUUGCUUUCUCCAACUAUGCUGUGGAGCUGUGGGACCUGGAGGCGAAUAAAAAGAUGGCUGACUGCAGCGGACACCUUAGUUGGGUCCAUCGAGUUCAGUUCUCUUCUGAUGGCUCACAGCUGCUCUCCUGCUCCGAUGACCAAACCGUCAGAUUAUGGGAGACAAAGAAAGUUCAUACGACCUCUGCCGUGUGUCUGAAGAGAGACUCUGAUGUUCUCUUCAAUGACGGAGAAAUCACAGUUUCAGCUGCUGACAAUUGCAACAGACUGCAGGUACGUGAUGGCAGGACGGGAUCUGUGCUGUUCCAGUCAGAGGAGAAGUCGUCCAGGAUCCGGUGUACCUGCAUGUGCAGACAGCUGUCUGCUGUGGCUCUGGGCCAAGAGGACGGCACUAUACAGGUGUUGGAGGUGCCCUCGGGGAAGCUCUUGGCCACUCUGCUGGGACACAAUAAGACGGUGCUGCACUGCCAGUUCGGCCAGAACGGCCAAACACUUAUCACAUCCUCUGAGGACACCACUAUUAGGGUGUGGAGGUGGCAGUCUGGGGAGAGUAGAGUACUUCAGGGUCACAAAGAGCAGGUCAGAGGCUUCUCUCUGCUCUCCAACACCAAACUGUUGUCCUGGUCCUACGAUGGUACUGUCAAGGUGUGGAGCAUAGAAAGUGGAGAGAAGCUGCAGGAUAUCGAGGCUCAUCUGGGAGCCAUUUUGUCCUGUCACGUCUCACCAGAUGGCUGCUUCUUCGUCACCACCUCUGCUGACAAGACUGCUAAGUUGUGGUGCUCUGAGAGCUGGCAGUGUGUCCACACACUGAGCGGCCACCAGGAAUGCGUCCGAAGCUGCCGAUUCUCCUGGGACAGCCGUCGCCUCGCCACUGGAGACGACAACGGAGAGAUCAGGCUGUGGAGUGUCAAAGACGGAUCUUUGCUGAAGAUUUGUUCACGGGACGGUAAAGACGCCCUGGACUCGCUCCAUGGAGGCUGGGUCACUGAUCUGCACUUCUCACCGGACAACUCCCUCCUGGUCUCGACCGGUGGCUACAUCAAGUGGUGGGAUGUGGAACAAGGUGAGGCCCUGCAGACCUUCUACCCAACAGGAAGUGCUUUAAAGAGGAUCCAUGUGUCGCCUGACUUCUCCACCUUUGUCACCAUCGACAGCAUCGGUAUCCUCUACAUCCUGCAGAGGGUGGUAUGACCAUGACCACGGUGCUAAAUCAAAUGACAGGAAACAAAAUGGUAAUGUCAAAACAAAAAGUGGACAUGUUUGGUCACUCAACAGCAGCACAAUAGCAGGCUAACUUCAGUUUCCCUUUUUAAACCAGCUGGGAAUUAAAAAUGAAUUGUUCUUAAUUAAUUCUAACAUUGGGUUUCAAGGUUUUGACGCUGGAAUUGACGACUUUUUGGUUAAACUUAUUCUUAUGUUAAAUGUGAUUUGCACAUUGUAACAAGGUUUUUUUUCUCUUGAUGGGGUUUUCACACAAAACAAAAAAUAGUAAAGUAAAAAAUAUGCAGUCUAGAAGUGCAUCAGUAUGCCCGAAGUAGGGCUGCAACUAACGAUUUCAUAAUGGAUUAAGUUGCUGCAACUUGAUUUAGAAAGCAAGCAUAAGGUCUGGCAUUGUGUUCUGAGCAUGUGCAAUUAGUUUAUGAAAAGGGGUACGUGUAUAAGGGGCGGGGCAGAUGAUUGAUGUUUGAUUGAUGCAUCACAUCACGGAAAAAAUUAUCUCCCUUCAACAUUUAAGUGUUGAUGUUUUGGGGCAAAAAAAACAAACUGCUUGCUAACCUAUAAAUCUGUUGUUUUUUACACAUAAGGACAGUUAAUGUAAAUGUUUUAGGUUUUUUUUGUACAUAAACCGAGACAUAUUUCUUAUAAAAUAGCAUUAACGAAACCCCAGCAGUCCCAUCGAUCACACGGGUCUGUAGACUCAUUUAUCACUUAUCAAGACUGUGAUUAUUGCAUCAAUUAAAAUGUGAAUAAUUUGCCGUCAAGGCUGAACAUUAGUGCUGUUUGUAAUCAAUAUAAGCUACUGUGCACGUUUGACGAUCCAUAAUAAUGUGUUUGACUGGUCUGUGCUGUGUUGUUUUUUAAAUUAAAUGUGUGUGUGUGUGUGUGUGUGUGCGUGUGCGUGUGCGUGUGCGUGUGCGUGUGGGUCAGUCUUUUGCAUGAGUACUACAAACUGUUCUGAGCCUUUUAAAUGUGCUGCAGCCUUCAGCUUGACUGGGAUUACUGCUGGUGAAAUACAGUUUUUGCCUUCUCAUCCACCAGCAUGGACAGAACCUCUGGUGCACUUUUGAUAAGCAUUAAAAUUUGAUAGCAUGGUAAAGUUUUAAUGGCUGCUCAUUUAAAAUUUAACCUAAAAUGUUUUGUUUGUACUUUUGAAAUUUAAUCAAAGGUAAAUGUUUUUUAUGAAAGAAUUUUGCACUUGAUUUGUAAUUCACAUUUUACCUGUGAAAUAUAACAGGCAUUUAUUUGUGCUUAAUAAACUGAAUUAUUAAAAAAAUUUUACCUAUAAAACUCACCUUUUAAAUUUAAGAGUAAGUUAAACAAUUUGUCAUGAAUCUUUCGAAAGGGUUGUUUCAUGUUGAGACGAUUUAAAACAUAAUAUGACUUGGAUUAGACAGCACGAUUGAGAUUUCUCUCACAUCGAUCACACCCAUUUAUUGCAGGGUUAAUAAUGCGGUCACCGGCUCCGGUCAGAGCAAUAAGUGUACGACGACAAAUGGGCAUUUUCACACUGUGCUUUUAAAGCUGCUACAAAUUCAAGUCAGAGUUUCCUCUCUGUUACACUUAAUUGUUGAAAUAUCGAUGUCCGCUCAAGAUGUAUUGAUGCUGUUUGUACAAUGUGCUCCAGUGUGAGUGUUAUUUAUAACAAAUUAAAUUACACAAUCUAUAACA
This is a messenger RNA of Solea solea (common sole), 5645 nucleotides long. RefSeq names its product apoptotic peptidase activating factor 1 (gene apaf1). Gene Ontology annotation, cellular component: apoptosome. The transcript is spliced from 27 exons. Lineage: Eukaryota; Metazoa; Chordata; Actinopteri; Pleuronectiformes; Soleidae. The coding region runs from base 183 to 3947 and encodes 1254 amino acids. Gene Ontology annotation, biological process: apoptotic signaling pathway; regulation of apoptotic process. Gene Ontology annotation, molecular function: protein binding; ADP binding. The record is from RefSeq and is a predicted model, not a curated record.